AUAAAAUUGAUUUACAGUUUACAAGUAAAAAAUUGUUAGAAAUUAAUGAAAUGUCAUCGACAGUAAUUAAAGAAACGGAAACUGAAAAUUUUAGCUUACGAUUAUCUGAAUCAUAUAUAGAUGAAACCCAAGAAAAAAAUCAAUUAAACAAUAUUGUUAUAAGCGAUUCUAGUUCUACUGAAAGUAUAUUUUCCUGUAAUCAAACAAACAACUUCAAACACAGUAUGAAAAUCCAAAAUCAAUUACAAAUGGGUAUAAAUAGAAAUAAAUUUGUUAUUGAAAAAAGUAAUCCUGAAAAUGAACAAACUAAAGUAUCACGAACUGUAGAAGAAUCUGUAGUUCAACAUAUAUCUUUAUCAGAAGAUAAAAAAAAAGAAAUAUUACAAUGGCUUUCAAAUAAUUUUGAUGGCUUUAUGUGUGAAACUUCCUACAGCCAGGAAAGUAUAAUUUCAAAAAGUAGGAAAAGUGAUACAAGUUCGGGAAAUAGCAGUUUAGAGCGCUUAGAAUUAAACUUUGAAACACCCAAUAAUCGUGGAAAAUUUGCAAAAUCCAAGAAAACAAUUAAAAAAAACUCUACAAAACAAAAUACACUUGACCAAUACUUUAUAAAAUUAAAUGAAGGACCAUUGAAUAUUAUAAAUGACUCAAUAGUUAUGAAUACAAAUUCUGAUAAAAUACCAAUAAGUAAUAUUAAAAUAAACUCAAGAAAACUAGUUGUACCAGAAUGUAAUCCUUUAGUUUCAAAUGUAUCCUUAGAUAAUAGUUAUAAUCAAAUAUCAAUCAGUAAAAUAAAACCAAAUUUAAAUACAAUAAUUAAUUGUACAAUCAAUGACUAUGCAGAUAUUUUAGAGAAUUUAUAUGGAAAAACUUGGAAAAAUAAAGCAAGUACUCUUAUAUCUUCCACCAAACCAAAACAAGAACAACGAACAAAGAUUUUAAAAGAUCUGCAAACAGAGAAAAAUAUAAUUCUAAGACAGUCUAGAUAUAAUAAUAAGUUUGAUGAUUAUUUAUCAAAUAACGAAAAUGAAAAUUAUAUAAAAACUUCAAUUCAAUAUAGUGAAACUUCAAAAAAAUCUAUAAAUAAAGAAUUGAAAGAUAGCUGCAUAAAUGAUGGUUCCAUAAUAGAAUGUAGUCUGAAUUGCUCUUACCAUACAGCUUUAAGUAAUUCUAUAGUAGCACAAAAUAAGCAAUUAAAAAUUAUAAAUCCUUUAACAAUAGAAGGAAAUGAUAAAAAUAAAACGACAUUGUCAGUUUGUGAUUCAAAUUUUGAUUUAGAUGUCAGAAACUGGGAAAGUAGAAAUAAUCAAAGAAAACUCAGUUUUCAUUCUACUAGUUCUAGUACAAGUGAAUUUGACCCAGAAGAGAGAGUACUACCAAAAUUAAUAGUAAAACAUACUAGAAUAAAAGAUUUGUCUAGUUCUCUAUCUAUUAAACCAAAAUUAAUUAAACAAUUAGAUGAACAAGAUACUAAGAAAAGUUUUUUGGCUUCACUAUCGAAGAAUGUCCCUCAUGAAAAUGCUGAUUGUAAAGCAAUGAUAUAUAGAAUUAAAUACAAUAUUAUGAAGGAAGAAUUAUGUAAGGAUUUAUAUAAAUUAUUUAAUGAGCAAGUUUUUGAUAACAAAUUACCAAAUGACAUGCUCAUAGAAUGGAGCACUCGAUUAAGAGGUACUGCAGGAAAAUGUUAUAACAAACAAUCACUUAAGACUUCCAAAAAAACUGUUCGAUCUUCAAGAAUUGUUCUAGCAACAAAAAUUUUAGAUUCUCCUGAUAGAUUACGAGAUACUUUAAUUCAUGAAAUGUGUCAUACAGCUACAUGGUUAAUAAACAAUGUUUCGGAUGGACAUGGAAGUUUUUGGAAAGCAUGGGCAACUAAAGCAACAAAAGUCUUUCCAGAAUUGCCACCUAUUUCUCGAUGCCAUAAUUAUGAAAUUCAAACAAAAUAUAUGUAUAAAUGUAUUAAUUGUGGUUAUAGUAUUGGCAGACAUUCCAAAUCUUUAGAUCUUAACAAAAAACGAUGUGGUUUCUGCCAUGGGGUAUUCGAACUUCUAAUAAACAAGAACACAAAAAGUGAAAAAAUUAAAAAAAAAAGUACAUUUCAAACAAAACAACUUUCUGGCUUUGCACUUUAUGUUAAAGAAAACUAUCAAUCAGUAAAGCAAAGUAGAAUUGCUAUUAAACAUGGUGAAGUAAUGAAAAUAUUAAGUAAACAAUUUUCUGCUAUUAAAAUAACACAAAAAUCAAAAGAACAUAUCAAUGAAACAUGA
This is a messenger RNA of Ceratosolen solmsi marchali, 2264 nucleotides long. Its product is annotated as Germ cell nuclear acidic peptidase. The transcript is spliced from 3 exons. Lineage: Eukaryota; Metazoa; Arthropoda; Insecta; Hymenoptera; Agaonidae. Bases 51 to 2264 code for a protein of 737 amino acids. Gene Ontology annotation, cellular component: nucleus. The record is from RefSeq and is a predicted model, not a curated record.